This is a messenger RNA of Sinocyclocheilus rhinocerous, 1179 nucleotides long. RefSeq lists its product as uncharacterized. Lineage: Eukaryota; Metazoa; Chordata; Actinopteri; Cypriniformes; Cyprinidae. The coding region runs from base 231 to 857 and encodes 208 amino acids. The transcript has a single exon. The record is from RefSeq and is a predicted model, not a curated record.
ACAGUAAAUUUACAUUUAUUAUGUAUACACAAUGUACAUAUUUGUGUAAAAUAACUUCAUUGGGGUCCAAAUGUCUGAAGCUUCUGAGACUUUUGGUCUCCGCUGUAUGUGUGUAUAUGAGCAGACACUGUGUUUUUAAAAUAAAUUGAGCUUGGAACAAUCUACAUCUGUGUGCUUAACCAAAAACUGGUUGUCUGUUCCAUUUAUUUGUUUCAAGGGAACAUCUCAAAAUGUCAACACAGCUAAGCAUUAAGAGACCCAAGUCUUGCCGUCACAUGGACGUAAGACUGCUGAACCACAAAGAGGACGUCCAUCUUCAGUGGAAACUACACAACAUCAGCGCCAAAUACAGACUCAACCUCAGGCUGCUGGAGCAGGAGCGAGAGCUAGUGCUAAAAGAGCACAAACGGCUGCUUAAUUUAAGGGUUUGCGAACCGCACGCGACCAUAAACAAAACAAUGACGGCCAUAUCAGAGGUCAGGAUGACAAACGAUGCACACAAGACACGAUUUUCAAAAUCCGCUCCAGCUUUCAGACCUCUAUCCUCGGUGAAAGCGUGUAAGGAUGACAGAGAACAGAGGUUUGCUAAAUCAGCAUCAUUCUCUGUCAAGCAAGUCGAUUCUUCUUCAUCUAUGAUAGUCACAGAGAAAUUCAAAGCUUCAGAAAACGGUCAGCUUUCCAUUCUACAGCUGAAAGACCUGGCGUUGAUCGACAGCAUCUCUCAGAAAGAGCUGAUGUAUCAGGAAGAGUAUUAUCGACGGUAUAAAGAAAGACUGAAACAACUGCAGAGAGAAAAACUACAACAGAAAAUAAGGAGCUUUCUCAACUCUAUAGAGCAUUUGACAAUGUAUGUAUGAACAUUUGUGUGCUUUUAAGAGAAUUUUGAACUGAUGAAUCAUGCUAAAUAGUUGUUUGUUUCCUCAGUUCUCUUAAGUUACGUGUGAUUCACCUCUGAAUGUAAAGCUCUGUGCAUCUCUCAGGUCAUAUGAGCCCAAUGGUAGAGCUGUCUGGUUUUAACUGCACUGUAACAGGACAUUAUUUACAUUAAGGCGUUAAUUUUGUCACAUUCGUUAAGCGAUGCUUCCCAUCCUCCUCAUGGUCAGGAGAGCUGUAUGAGCUGGAGACUCCAGGAGCAACGACUGGUUUUUCUUCCACUGUGGAGAUUCUGAAAGUGUUUUA